Messenger RNA from Cavia porcellus (domestic guinea pig), 3751 nucleotides. RefSeq names its product BMP/retinoic acid inducible neural specific 3 (gene Brinp3). The record is from RefSeq and is a predicted model, not a curated record. Gene Ontology annotation, cellular component: cytoplasm; neuronal cell body; dendrite. Lineage: Eukaryota; Metazoa; Chordata; Mammalia; Rodentia; Caviidae. The transcript has 8 exons. The coding region runs from base 1188 to 3488 and encodes 766 amino acids. Gene Ontology annotation, biological process: cellular response to retinoic acid; positive regulation of neuron differentiation; negative regulation of mitotic cell cycle.
AAAAGGGAAGGUGAAUAAAGCUAAUCUUACCGGAUCGAUCAGGUGAUCGUUUAUGCAGCAGUCAGAAGGGGAGAUGGCUCGGCAGUGUGCUGGCAGCAAAGCCAUUUCUAGCCACUGUCCCUCCGUGACUGUGCAGCGAUCAGAGGGAGGUGCGCGCCUGGCUGCCGGCCUGGCUCCCGGGGACGGUCUGCACGCUGGAGGCUGCUGCGACCCCACUUACAGCAGGGCUUCGGGCUUCGCAGGGAGAUGAGUUGCCCGGAGUGACCAGCGGCAGGAAUCGCCGGGGAAGCGGGACCCGGGAAGCCUGUGCAGCCACCUCCUCUUGCCAGAUCUCUGGGUCCCAGCCCAAACCACCAAGCACAGAGACCUCCAAGUGCCCAGAGACUGUGCCGCAGCCCGAUGCUCAGUCCUCCCGGUCCCUCACCAUCCCCCUCCCAGGAAAAGCACAUCACUGACGCUUUGGUCAUCACAGUGCGAUCUGUGCUGUGGUUUAUUUGGGGUGCUGGUUGUGAUGAGUUUCCUCCCUCAGUUGCGGACAGUGAAGGGAAAUCCUAGUGAGAUGCGCUGGUGGAAUACUAUUAAUCCUAAUAAUCGUGCUCCCAGAGCAGGUAACUCUUAAAGAACUGAGACUGGGAAGAGGAGAGGAUUUCUGAAGCGGUGCCCUCUUCAAUUCUCAUUGGAUCCUCCCCAGGAGCCUCAGAGAUGCUUGCCGCUCUAUCUAUCAGGAUGACUACAGCCUUGCUCACUAGUUCCCUUUAUCUCGGUGUCUACAAUACAUCCGUUUACUUCUCCUUGCAGAUUUAUCUGUAUUCCACCUCCUGUCCCUCACUGUGUAGGGAUACACGUCCUAUAAAUCUUCACUUUGCCUAAGGACCACCACAAAUAAGCCCUCUCACCACCACAACACCCAGCUCCAAAUAAAAGCUUCUCCUUACAUUUUGUUUCCUUUCUUGGGGCUCCCAGCUGCCCGUGCCACUGGUUUUCUCUUGGUUACAUGCCACCAGGAACUGCUGAUUAUUUCAAAGUCCUGCUAUCCUGCAGAGCACUGCUUUACCUUGAUUUUGAAGACCAUGGAAUAUCUGUUUGAAUCUUGGAUGUAUUUUUCUCACAGUCAUCUUGCUUCCUGAAAUUUCUUCUGGUGUUGAGGAAAGCUGAGAGCAUGAAGGCUGCCAAUCCCCAGUGGAAGCAUGGUAUGGCGGAGCAGAGCUGGUGCUGAACUCUUCUCUCCGAUGGCUCUAUGGGAGUGGAUAGCACUGAGUCUUCAUUGCUGGGUGUUAGCAGUUGCGACUCUGUCGGAUCAGCAUGCCACAAGCCCCUUCGACUGGCUCCUCUCUGAUAAGGGACCUUUCCAUCGCUCACAGGAAUACACUGACUUUGUGGACAGAAGCCGGCAGGGAUUUAGCACAAGAUACAAGAUAUACAGAGAGUUUGGCCGCUGGAAAGUAAAUAACCUUGCAGUUGAAAGAAGAAAUUUCCUUGGCUCCCCUCUGCCUCUUGCCCCUGAAUUCUUCCGCAACAUAAGACUUUUGGGACGUCGACCUACCCUUCAGCAAAUCACAGAAAAUCUUAUCAAGAAAUAUGGGACUCAUUUCUUGCUAUCUGCUACGCUGGGAGGAGAGGAGUCACUCACAAUUUUUGUGGACAAGCGCAAGCUGAGCAAACGAUCAGAAGGAAGUGAUUCCACCACCAAUAGCUCAUCUGUCACUCUGGAAACCCUACAUCAACUAGCUGCUUCCUAUUUCAUUGACAGGGACAGUACCCUGCGGAGACUUCACCACAUUCAAAUUGCAUCUACUGCCAUAAAGGUAACAGAAACACGGACUGGUCCUCUUGGCUGCAGUAACUAUGACAACCUAGAUUCUGUCAGUUCUGUUCUGGUUCAGAGUCCUGAGAAUAAGAUCCAGUUGCAAGGGCUUCAAGUCCUCCUUCCAGACUAUCUUCAGGAGCGUUUUGUACAAGCAGCCUUGAGCUACAUUGCCUGCAAUUCAGAGGGAGAGUUUAUCUGUAAGGAUAAUGACUGCUGGUGUCAAUGUGGUCCCAGGUUUCCAGAGUGCAACUGCCCCUCCAUGGACAUCCAAGCCAUGGAAGAGAAUCUCCUUCGCAUAACUGAAACCUGGAAAGCCUACAACAGUGACUUUGAGGAAUCAGAUGAAUUCAAGUUCUUUAUGAAAAGACUACCUAUGAAUUACUUCCUCAACACAUCGACAAUAAUGCACCUGUGGACAAUGGAUUCUAAUUUUCAGCGCCGAUAUGAACAACUGGAGAACAGCAUGAAACAACUUUUCCUAAAGGCACAGAAAAUUGUACAUAAGCUCUUUAGCCUCAGCAAGAGGUGUCAUAAACAACCACUCAUCAGCCUGCCACGACAAAGAACGUCAACCUACUGGCUCAACCGCAUCCAGUCUUUUCUCUACUGCAACGAGAAUGGCCUGUUGGGCAGCUUUUCCGAAGAGACGCACUCCUGCACCUGUCCAAACGACCAGGUGGUCUGCACUGCCUUCCUGCCCUGCACUGUAGGCGACGCCUCCGCCUGCCUGACCUGCGCACCUGACAACCGCACCCGCUGUGGCACCUGCAACACUGGCUACAUGCUAAGCCAGGGGCUCUGCAAGCCUGAAGUCGCAGAGUCCACUGAUCACUACAUUGGCUUUGAGACUGACUUGCAAGAUCUGGAGAUGAAAUACCUGCUGCAGAAAGCAGAUAGACGAAUCGAAGUCCAUGCCAUUUUUAUUAGCAACGAUAUGCGCCUCAAUAGCUGGUUUGACCCUUCUUGGCGCAAGCGGAUGCUCCUCACCUUGAAGAGUAACAAAUACAAGUCAAGUCUAGUCCAUAUGAUCCUGGGGAUUUCUUUGCAGAUUUGCUUAACUAAAAAUAGCACCUUGGAGCCAGUGUUGGCUAUUUAUGUAAAUCCAUUUGGGGGCAGUCACUCAGAGAGCUGGUUCAUGCCUGUGAAUGAAAACAGCUUUCCAGACUGGGAACGGACUAAGCUGGACCUCCCUCUGCAGUGUUAUAAUUGGACACUGACUCUGGGGAACAAAUGGAAGACAUUUUUUGAGACAGUACACAUCUACCUGAGGAGUCGCAUCAAGUCCAGUGGCCCAAAUGGCAAUGAGAGCAUUUACUACGAACCUUUGGAGUUUAUUGAUCCUUCGCGGAACCUGGGUUACAUGAAAAUCAACAACAUCCAAGUAUUUGGCUACAGCAUGCACUUUGACCCUGAAGCAAUUCGGGACCUGAUUUUGCAACUGGACUACCCCUAUACUCAGGGAUCCCAGGACUCAGCACUUUUGCAACUUCUAGAAAUAAGAGACCGUGUAAAUAAACUCUCCCCACCUGGUCAGCGUCGUCUAGAUCUUUUCUCUUGCUUGCUCCGUCAUAGACUCAAGCUCUCUACUAGUGAGGUGGUGAGGAUCCUGUCCGCUCUGCAGGCGUUUAAUGCCAAAUUGCCAAACACAAUGGAUUACGACACGACCAAAUUAUGUAGUUAACCGUAAUUGUCAAGCACAACCCAAAAUCUUGAAGGAGUUUUUACAGUGCUUUUGUGGAACAGUUUAUGUUUGGAAGAGUAAAUUUAAAUUGUCUUUUCAAUAUCUGUCUUAUAUCAGUCGAUAACAUUGGAUGGCAAUCUACACACAUGAACCUGCUGACAAUGAAUAUAUUAUACUGAAUUUUUGGUUUAUGAAUGAAAUAAAUACUGACACCAGUCUAGAAGACAUUCUACUUUUUACAAUAAAUUUCAUUUGUAAUUUUA